UACCGACGGCGCGAUAGAGACGACAACACGGCGGCUUAUACCGUUAAAUGCAAAAUAUUUAAUUUCAGAACAAAAGAAAACAUAACGUCGUGCCAAUGUUUCGGGAAAUCGGGAUGGGUUUGGGGACGGAGACGAUGUCUAAUCUUCUCGCAGGCGCUGCCUGGGCAGCCGCUGAGGAGGGGUCCUGCGACCAUUUUGUAGGCGGGCAGUCGGUCGACCGGGAGGGGACGAACGGCCGCCGGGAUGUUGGAGCGAAUUCUCGGGCCCAGACACGGGCAGCUGCUGAAGAACUGGAUUCCAACUAUCACUACAUGGGGAGCUGUGGCUGGUGUACUGCUAGUCUACGCUACAGAUUGGAAAGUUGUAGUUAGCCGUAUCCCAUACAUAAAAGGAAAACUCAAGAGUGAUUGAAGAUUAACGGUUGUGGCUGAUGACUAGUGCUGAGAUGGGGAACAGUACGUCGAGAGAGUCGAAUAUAUCAAAUUAGAGUUGGAUGUAGAGAGACGAGGCUGUGUGGAAGCAUUCUGCACAUCAGCUCAGUUAGAGGACGAUAAGUAUUAUUUUAAUUUCUGUACUGCUACUACUCACCAGAGAUUUGUUUUUCCAUCUAUUUCAUUUGUGCUGGUUCUAAUAAAGUUUUUCCUUGUGACCUUGAACACAUGUGUCAUCUCCUUUGUUUGCAAAUACCCUGAGCUGAAGCAGGAAGGAACACAAUGAAUUUUAAAAUAAUUUUUGUUUACAUAGGUAUUGCGAUGUACUGCUGCCACAUAACAACAUAUUUCUUGACGUAUGCUGGUGAUAUUGUGAUUCUGAGUCAGUAAUCCUGCACUGCAGACUGUUUACUCCUGUGUCAUCCUUCCACUUUUUAUACAGGUUGAAAUUUAGCACUGUCAAUUUUUUUUUCAUUUCCUUUUGUAAUUUCACACUUUCCCCUGGUCCUUGUUUUUUUUUUAGUAAAUAACUAACCUUAACCUUGCCUUAGAAGACUAGCCCUUGAGUAAUGUGUUGGAAAGUGUAUUUUAAAAGAAAGGGGUAGUAAGUGCCAGACUUGAAUUUGCAUUGCCUAUUGAGCAGAUUUCUAGCAACAAAAUGAAUAGUAACUUUUGAGAGGAAUUAUAAAAGAUUUAGUCAAAGAAGUGAUCAUGAAAGAUGAUAUUAAAGGAAUCAAAAUCAGGUUUAAUAUCACUGGCAUACCAUGUGAAAUUUGUUGUUUUGCAGCAGCAGUACGGUGCAAUACAUAUGUAACACGCUGUAAGGUUUCACUGCUAAUGUAAUGGCCUGUCUGUAAGAUUUCACUGCUAAUGUAAUUGUUUCUCAGUAGCAGCAAUGUUUGAGUUAUAACGGGAGAUAACGGGGCUUUGGAAUGUGGGGGCUAUCCAAUGAGAGAAAUGUUCUUUCUUGUGGGUCUGGAAGAGAGAUUUUUGCAGUCUUUUGUUGGCGAGAGAAGAGAAGACACGUGUGGAGAGAGCUGGGAGACCACCGGAUAGAGUGGACUGGGAGCGAGGAUCCGAAGGUCGGCGACGCUCGGAGAUCGAUGAUUGAUGAAUGGCCGUAUUAGUGAGCUCCAACGUGCACGUUUGACUUUUUCCUUAAAAUGGACCCUUUUUCUUUUUAUUUUCUUUACGAACCCUAUAUUCAGAUUAAGAUUUAUAAAGUUCAAUCAUUUAAUUGCGUUUGGUGUACUGUCUGAUAUUUUGUGCUGCAGAUUUGUAACCGGGCAACACAUCACAUAGCAUCCACACAAAUGAGAUUUCUCAGUUUGGUGGGGCCAGAAGUUGUCUUCCCCUAGACAAACAUGUGCUGGCUGACCCUGAGGGUUACACAUAAUAAGAUAUAAAUUACAAUAAGAUAGAUAGAUAGAUAGAUAUUUAUUUAUUUAUUUAUUUAUUUAUUUAUUUAUUUAUUAAAUAAGUAGUGCAAAAAUAAUAGGUAGUGUAUAUGAGUUCAUUGUCCGUUCAGAAAUCUGAUGGUGGAGGGGACAAAGCCAUUCCUGAAACAUUGAGUGUAGGUCUUCAGGUUCUUGUACUUCCUCCCUGAUGGCAGCAAUGAGGAGAGGGUAUGUCCUAGGUGAUAGCAGAAACUGGUGUCCUCUGUAGGGAGUUUAUACGUCCUCCCCGUGGAAUGUGUGGGUUUACUCCGGGUGCUCCAGUUUUCUUCCACAGUCCAAAAGGCAUACCAGUCAUUAAGUUAAUUGCUUAUUGUCCCGUGUGUUGGCGUGUGGCCACGUGGUGAAGGCGUUCGUCUAAUGAUCUGAAGGUCGCUAGUUCGAGCCUUGGCUGAGGCAGCAUGUUGUGUCCUUGAGCAAGGCACUUAACCACACAUUGCUCUGCGACGACACCGGUGCUAAGCUGGUAUGGGUCCUAAUGCCCUUCCCUUGGACAACAUCGGUGGUGUGGAGAGGGGAGAUUUGUAGCGUGGGCAACUGCCGGUCUUCCAUACAACCUUGCCCAGGCCUGCGCCCUGAAAACCUGCCAAGGCGCAAAUCCAUGGUCUCACAAGACUAACGAAUGCCUAUUUUAUUUACUUAAAAUUGUCCUGUGAUUAGCUAGCGUUACUUAGUGGGUGGCUGGUGGCGUGGCUAGAGUUAAAUUAGUGGGUGGCUGGUGGUGUGGCUUGAAAGGCAGGAGGGACUGUUCUGCGCUGUAUUUCUAAAUAGACAAGUAGAUAAAUGUGUCAAUAGAUGGAUGGAUAAAUGAACAGAUGAAAUUGCAGAGAGCAACAUUGAAUAUUUGAAGAAAUGGCUGCCAAAAGUGAAAAUGAAAUCAUGACAACUGCUGGUCUGGGAGUUGGUUGCAGAGUUUGGAACUGGGAAGAAUAACGGAGAUGCAAGACACUGCAAAUGCUGUAAUGUGCAGCAACACACUAAAUACUGGAGGAACUUAGUGGGCCAGGCAGCAUCAGUGGAGAGAAUUGGACAAUCAGUAUUUUGGGCUGUGACCCUCAUCUGUACAGAUGAUUUUGUGCGUCACAUCGGGAAGAAUAAGCCCAUUGAGAGAUAAAGAUGAGAAAAAUAUUUUAAAAUAGAAUUGUUACAGCUGUUGGAUUGGACUGUGUAAUUGUUACUUUCUCAUAGAUUAACCUGUUUGUAUUUUUAUAUAAUUAUCUACAUACACAUAAUUGGUGUAUUUUCUAGUGGUUUCAGUUGCCUUAGUAACAACUUGGUUACAGUUGCAGUAUCACAUUUCUUGAAUGGGAGCAAUCUUAUUGGUUGAUUUAAGUAACAGAAUUUGAAUGGAAUAUGUUAUCUAUGGAAAUUCAGUCCAAUUAGCUAGCAGUGUAUGUUGGCUUUUUCCUCCGUCACUAGGAUCUCUCUCUCCCCUUUCGGCUUCUCUCUCUCCCUCUAAAUUUUAGUCCAAUUUUACAAAGUAUUAGUUUAUAGUUGUGGAUUCAUCCUCCGUCGGAUCCACGCCUGCAAUCGCCGUUUUUUUGACUUUGUCAUGUUAGGCAAAGAUCGCAAGAUCUUACAUCUACGGACUCCAGAGCCUGCCGGCCCCGACUCUAGCAGGCAUGAACUUUCAAUUGUGGCCCCUGCCAUUGAUCUCGGCGGCUCCAACACCUCAGGACAUAUUCAAAACCCGGACUCCAGCAACGACCAUGGACACAUUCGAAGUGAUUACGCAACCACCAACUGCAACUCCAACCUUGAACACCAGGCCGGGUCUUUAUGUGCUGCUGUUGUGACUCCCGUCUCCCCUUCCCCCACCACCACUCCGCA
Molecule: messenger RNA, 3715 nt
Organism: Mobula hypostoma (lesser devil ray)
Lineage: Eukaryota; Metazoa; Chordata; Chondrichthyes; Myliobatiformes; Myliobatidae
Gene: uqcr11
Product: cytochrome b-c1 complex subunit 10
Exons: 3
Coding region: 244-411 (55 amino acids)
Biological process (GO): mitochondrial electron transport, ubiquinol to cytochrome c
Cellular component (GO): mitochondrial inner membrane
Source: RefSeq, a predicted model, not a curated record